Ordospora pajunii is the source of this 423-nucleotide messenger RNA. RefSeq lists its product as uncharacterized. Lineage: Eukaryota; Fungi; Microsporidia; Ordosporidae. The record is from RefSeq and is a predicted model, not a curated record. Bases 1 to 423 code for a protein of 140 amino acids. The transcript has a single exon.
AUGCUUAUUGAUCAUGACAACAGGCUGUACAUGCUUCUAGAGUUUGAUAGAAUAAAGCAGGCUUCAAUUCCUCACACCUAUGCAUUCCCCAUAAGUGUCCUCGAGCUUUCAUGCGUAGUAUUCAAGGGACGAUCGCAUGUGCUGUUCAAGAUGUCAAAAUCACAUGCUGAAGACGAAUGGAAUGUCGAGGGUGUGGAUUGUGAUCUGCUUGAGCGCAUGCCCUUGGCAUCUAAAGAUGCACACAAGGUGCUGAAAUCCGUAUCUGAAUUGCUUAAGCAGCACAGUCACACAGGCCAGGCCAUCAAUCCCGAUAAAUGCAAAGAGCCAAGUGCAUUUCAUCUAAAUGGGAUCAAUAACAGAGCACGCAACAUAAAGGCUGUGUUCAGCUUUAUACAGGACAAGUGUGCCAAAUCCAACCAUUAA